Molecule: messenger RNA, 1615 nt
Organism: Dentiscutata erythropus
Lineage: Eukaryota; Fungi; Glomeromycota; Glomeromycetes; Diversisporales; Gigasporaceae
Source: the annotation of a GenBank genome assembly
AUGAAUCCGAAUACUACGAGUUGGAAUAGUACAAGAAGUAAAUCAAGUAGUAAAAGUAGUGAAAAUUCUAGAACUACUGAUAAAAAAUCGAUUAAAUCUCUUCAUUUAUCUCAAUCAACUUCUCCCGAUUUUACUCUUGAACAAGAUAUAUUUGAUCAAAAAUGGUUAGAUGAUUUAGUUCAACAUCGUUAUGUAAAAUUUAUUCCGUUUGAAGAAUUUGAAGAUCCAAAAACUGUUUCCAAUGAAAUUAAUGGUGAAGUUAAAUCUUUUAAAAGUUUAAAAUGGAGAAAGAUGAAAAAACGUGUGGUCGUUAAAGAAUUACAAAAUAUCGGUUCAUUAUCUGAAAAUUUGAGGAAAUCUUUUGUUAAAGAGCUACAAUGGCAUUUAAACGUCGAUUUUAACGAACGAAUAAUUCGUAUUUCUGAAUCACCUGAAUCAAUAUAUAUUCUAGUAUUACAACAUGCUGAUGGUGGUUCACUACAAGAUUAUUUAUCAAAAAACUUUAAAAAACUAGCGUGGAGCGAUAAAUUAACGUUGGCCAGAGAAAUUGCUGAAGGGUUAGGAUAUUUACAUACUAAUAAUAUAGUUCACGGAAAUUUGAAUUCACGAAACGUAAUGUUCAUUCAACAAAAAGUGAAAUUAACAGAUUUUGGCAUAACUCACACAAUGGUCUCACCUCCUCCUUCAAACCCUAUUACUAAUAUUCGAAAAAUAUCUUAUACAGAUCCACAAAUUUUAAGCGUUUAUUUAUCAACUUAUAAUAAUUCAUCACAAUCUUCUCCAAUUCAAUACCCCGAUUUUUCUCAAAUUCAUUCUUCUUAUUAUAAUUUACAAACUCAAAAAUCUGAUAUAUAUAGUUUAGGUGUUAUAUUUUGGGAAAUAUCUUGUGGUCGUAGUCCUUUUUCGGAUCGUAAAAAUCCUCCUCCACAAGAUUUAGCUAAUGCUAUUACAAAAGGUUUAAGGGAACUUCCUACAAAAGAUGUUCCUAUUGGUUAUUUAAAAUUAUAUACUUUAUGUUGGGAUAUGGAUCCUGAAAAGAGACCAGGAAGUGAGAAUGUAGUAACUAUGUGUAAAGAAUUAAUAAAUAAUGGCGACUCUACUAAAGGUGUACUUGAAAAAAAUAGAAAAAGUAGUGUAAUGAAUAAAGGUAUUGAAGAAGGAAACGGAAGUAAAAUGCCAGAACAGAAUUCGAAAAGAAUGACAAGGAUAUCUGAUAUUGAUUGGACAGAUUUACAAAGGGAUGCUUUAGCAGCAGAAUUAUGGCUACAAAUUGAAGAAAAACGACGAAUGGGAUUAAUCGAAGAAGGUGAUGAAUAUUAUGGUCAAGGUUAUGGAUAUACGUCAAUUGAACAGUCUGCUGGUCAACAAAUUGAAGACGAAAAACUACAAAAAGAGAAAGAUAUAUCAUCAGGAUCUCAACAAAUUCGACAAAGUCAGGACCUAGAAUCUCAACGAAUGAAAGGUCAAAAAUGGAAAGACAAAGCUAAAAAACUUGUGAAGAGACUUUCAGGAGGACGAAAAUCUCGAAUUCAAGACAACGAUGACCAAUUAAACAUAUAUGAAGAUGGAUUAGACGAGGAAGAUGCUGCAGCUGGAUGGACUUCUGUAAAUAUAG